AUGGCGGGAGCCAUGAGCACGAAAAGUAGAAUAGUGGAAACUUUGGAUGAUUUGGAGCUUAUUUCAAGGGAGCUGAUUGAACUUCUAGCAGCAUCCAAGCAGCAGAGAGGCAGUAGUGGAGGGGACAGUGGGGAGGAACAACAGAUGCUAGAGCUGCUGAUAGAGAAAGAUGAAGCACUACAGGAGUUACUAAAAACAGCCCGUGAACAAGGUGAAAGACACAAGGAGAUGCUGGAUCUUCAGACACAGGCAGAGAAGAGAGACAGAGACAUCAGACAGCUACAGAAACAACUGAAGGAAGCUGAACACAUAUUGGCCCAGGCCCUGUACCAGGCUAAGGAGAAACUAAAGUCUGUCAACAAGGCAAAUGAAAGUGGAGCAGGAUCAAUCUCCUCCGAGGAGCUAAUCCGCUACGCCCGCCACAUCAGCGCCAGCCACUCCGUCGCUGCGCCCGUCAACUGGGCGCCGGGCGACCCCAGACGACCCUACCCCCAGGACAUCGAGAUGCGCUGCGGCAUCCUGGGAAGACUCAGCAAACUGCCCAUGAACGGCCACACCCCCCUCCCCGAGGCCGGCACACCCGGGAUGGUGAUGCUCACUUCCCAACAUUCCACAGCAGGGGUCAACACCGCACAAGGUAAGUACUCACAGUUACAAACUUUAUUGUGAUUGGAUAGUAGCUUCAUAUAGUUUGUAUCAAUCCAGACAACGUUAUCACAUUUGUACUAUUUUACGUUAGGAAUGGUAAAAGCGCUAUGAUCAAAUUGUUGUAAAAUUCAUGCCUGAGUUAGGCGUUUGUGCUU
This is a messenger RNA of Branchiostoma belcheri (Belcher's lancelet), 803 nucleotides long. Its product is annotated as mediator of RNA polymerase II transcription subunit 4-like. Gene Ontology annotation, biological process: regulation of transcription by RNA polymerase II. Gene Ontology annotation, cellular component: mediator complex; core mediator complex. The coding region runs from base 1 to 669 and encodes 222 amino acids. Lineage: Eukaryota; Metazoa; Chordata; Leptocardii; Amphioxiformes; Branchiostomatidae. The record is from RefSeq and is a predicted model, not a curated record. Gene Ontology annotation, molecular function: transcription coregulator activity. The transcript has 6 exons.